UUUAUACAGAAACGUCAUCACUGUAAAUAGCCGUAUAUUCAGUAUAGAAACGCAGAUCGCCUUGCUAUGCGCCAUAGUGCGACGUUCCUUUAAAACCGAAUCUCUGCAUUGAUUUCAAAUUAUUAUUUUUGUAUUGCAUUUUACAAACAACGAUAAAAAUGGCAUCUUCACCAAUAUUAAAUCCGGAAAUUCCUUAUGUGGGUGAAGUGGAAAAUGGUUUAGUACCUGGAAAGAUGGUCAAAAUUCAGGGCAGAGUACCACCACAGGCAGUACGAUUUGCUAUCAACUAUCAACUAGGCCCAAAUUUAAAUCCAAGGGAUGACAUUGCUAUUCAUGUAUCUCCAAGAUUUCCAGAGGGAUUCAUCACCAGAAACCAUAUCGAAUCCAUGAACUGGGGACCUGAGGAGAAUGAAGGGCCUCUGUGGCUUGUACCAGGACAAGGAUUUGAAAUAAUUGUCCUUUGUGAUCACAAUUGCUACAAGAUAGCUAUCAAUGGCAGACACUUCACAGAAUUUGCACACCGUCUACCUUACCAAAAAGUCACUCACCUUGUCAUUGAUGGAGAUGUGGAAGUAACUUCCAUUAUUUAUGAAGGUGGGAUUAGUGAUGCUCCACGUUCUCCAGGAUCUGUGCCCCUGCCUAAUGUACCUCCAGCAAACUUUGGACCACCACCACCAGGAGGCCUGUAUCCAACAUUAGGGCCACAAGGACCUCAACCAGGCUAUGGACCUCAACCAGGUUACGGACCACCUAAUGCUUACGGAGGUCCUGAUGGGUACAAUCCUCCACGGGCUUACGGUUAUCAACCUGGUCAAGAGAAACCUGAAGAGGAAGACGCAUUUGGCGGUUGCCUUGAUAAAAUGGGUCUUGCACUAGGAGGUCUAGUAGCUGCGGGAGGCGUUGCUGCCGCUAUGCACGCGAUGAACAAAAAGAAAGACCAGGAAAAUGACCAUGAAAAGACAGAAGCCUCGAAGGCAGAAUCUGGGAAUGAAGGUGGUUUUGGCGGACUUGGUGCACUGGGUGCAGCACUGGCUAGCAGUUUAGCCGCAAAUGCACUUCAAGGUGAUAACAGGCAACCCCAACCUGGAUACCCAUCUCAAGAACCUGCCGGCGGAGGUGUACUUGGCUCUAUUCUUGGAGCACUCGGUGGUGGCGGUGCUUCUCAACAACCAGCCUAUCCUCCUCCUCAACAACCCGCUGAUCCACUCGGAGGUGCUCUGGGAUCUAUCUUGGGCGGUGUUCUCGGCGGCGGCGGACAUCAACAACCUGCAUACCAACCAUCCGGAGGAUAUGGUGGUUAUCAGCCCAGUGGUGGUUACGGAAACCAACAAGGAUACGGAAACCAGGGAUCUGAUAAUUCUAAUUUACUAGGCGGAAUCGGAUCUGCUUUGUUUAGCUCUGCCCUCAGCGGACUCACCAAACAUAAAGACAAACCCCAAGAUAAUAAUUAUCCAUCACCGGCUCCACCAUCGAAUUAUGAAUCACGGAAUAAUCCGUCUCCACCGCAUUCAGCACCAAAUUCUGCCAGUCCAUCUACACCGGGAGGCGGUAAACUUUCUGCAGCUGAAAUUUCGCGAGGUCUUGGUCUUGAUGCCGACGAGGACUAAGCUUCAUAUUUUUAAAAAUUAUGAAAAUAACACAACGACCUGUUUCUAAAAUUGAUCGCACGCUACGUAAGUGUUGAUGCUCUCUUUACUUGUCUUUGACCUCACAAGAAUGAAUAUUGUAAAAUAAUUAGUAGCUCGUCUUAAUGUUUCUUCGUGGUUCCAGUACUAAAAGUACAGAUAAAACGCAUUACAUUAUGAAUUAUGUCAGAAGAUAUUAUAAAGGUUGCGACAAUCGCACGCAGAAUAACCUGAAAAUACUUAUGGGCACAUGCAUCUGAAGACACCAUAAGAAUUUCAUUUGAAUGAUAUUAAUAAUACAUGUACGAUUAAUAUUUAUUGAAAAUCUAUCGAGAAAAGGGCCGUACUUCGUUUCGAAUUAUAAUGAGAUAAAUGUACGCUCUUUUACGAUUCUUAUUAUGCGACAGCAGCUAAGCCAGUAGUCGUAUCAUCGGGAAAGAAUAGGUUUUGACAAGUUGCGAUAGCAAAAUAAUUAUAUUUUGCAAUAGAAAAUUAUACAGUUAAACUAAAUCUUUCGUUUCGUACAAAUUAUGAUUAUUUUUAUAAAGAUUUUAGUGGCCUUAGGAAUCCUAUGCCUUAUACUUUACAGUACCUAUACACUCGCUGUAUUCCAAUGAAAAAAAUAUUUUACAAAAAAUAAACCUAUA
Cephus cinctus (wheat stem sawfly) is the source of this 2272-nucleotide messenger RNA. Its product is annotated as spidroin-2. The coding region runs from base 159 to 1607 and encodes 482 amino acids. The transcript has 6 exons. Lineage: Eukaryota; Metazoa; Arthropoda; Insecta; Hymenoptera; Cephidae. Gene Ontology annotation, molecular function: carbohydrate binding; galactoside binding. The record is from RefSeq and is a predicted model, not a curated record.